GAUGCAAAUAUUAUCUCACCACCAAAGUGUAUAAAAAUGCAUUCCACAAGCUUCUGGGUACAUUGGCGAAUAUGGCUCGUUUGGUGUGGUGUGUGUUGGGGCUGCUGGUGGCGGGGGGCCUCGCGGAUCCUGUGAAGCAGGCCCAGCAGAAACCUGCUGAUAAGUCUACUUUGGAACGGCAGCACAAGCUGUUGAUUCUCUUCUACCACAUCCACGAGCCCAAUCAUUUUAAGGAACAUCAAGAAAUAGAAAAUACAUGGGACAUCGAAAAGAAUGCAGAGCAUUAUUCGAACACUACCGUCGUCCAUAUUGUGAGCCAAUUGAUUCACCAUCAAUGGCUUUUGCCAAAGACAGUGCCGUUCUCAAUUUUGGAAAGCACACAUAAAGCUGAGGCUCAGUUUAUGUUCAACCUUCUUUACUCAGCUAAGGACUUCGAUACUUUCUACAAAACAGCUGUAUAUUUGAGGUGUCAUCUCAAUGAAUAUUUGUACGUGUAUGUCUUGUCGACUGCAAUCUACCAUCGCCAUGAUACACAGAAUAUUAUCGUGCCACCACUAUACAACAUCAUUCCUUCAUUCUUCCACAAUUCUGAAGUCAUGACCACCGCUCAAAGAGUCGCUGUUCACGGAAAACGUUUCGUUGAACAUUACCCAACUACUCGGCUUUGGGAUGACAAUGUUGUUAUUCACAUGAAUGAAACAGUUUGGCCUUAUGAUGAUGAGGAAAUGACUAUUGCCUAUUUCACCCACGAUGUUGGCCUUAAUUCAUUGUACUACAACACUCAUAUGACGUAUCCUUUCUGGAUAGGAAGGGAAACCUGCCCUUUGAUAAAGGACAGACGUGGUGAAUUGUUCUGGUGGUGGCACAAGCAACUUUUGACGCGUUACUACAUGGAGAGACUUUCGGUCGGCUUAGGAGAAAUUCCUGAACUUGAUACGAGUCUUGUGCUCGAAGGAUACAGGUCUGGUUUGACGUAUAUGAACGGGAUUCCCUUCCCGUACAGGCCUGACCAUUACCACUUGGAUGCACCUUGGAUCCUACAAGCGCUUCAGAAAAUCGAAUUAUAUGAAUACCGUAUCGAUGAAGCUAUUAGCAAAGGUCAUUUAUACAACGAAGACCUUAACUACGUCAAUAUCCGAACUCCUGAUGCAAUUGAUGUGCUGGGUCGUAUUAUUGAAGCAAACGUAGAUUCUCCUAAUGUGCACUACUACCAGGACUUCAUUACUCUAUGGAAGAGAGUGUUAGGUGGUGCUCAUGUGACAAAUCCCGUGAAUGUGCAAUAUCAUAAUGGAAUGAUCCCCUUGGUUGUACCUUCAGUCUUAGAGAACUAUCAGACUGCUCUCCGCGAUCCAGCGUUCUACAUGAUCUGGAAGCGCGUCCUCCAGAUCUUCCAGUCCUGGCAUGAAACCCUCCCAUUGUACACCCACGAUGAACUUGCUCUGCCUUCCGUUCAGAUCCAAAAGGUUGACGUAGACAAGCUCGUCACCUACUUCGAGUACACGCAUAUUAAUGUUACCAACCACCUACACCUGAACGAGUUCGAAUAUCAACAUGGUUACGACACCAAGAGUGUUCUUGUCCAACGUCCCCAACUAAACCACAAGAUCUUCACCGUUCGCGUCAAUGUCAACAGUGAAAGCAAAAAACACGUCACUGUAAGAUUCUUCUUGGCUCCCAAAUAUGAUAGCAGAGGCAACGAAAUCCCUCUCGUUGAGAACACGCAAAACUUCUUCCAGUUGGACGAGUUCGACUAUGUCUUGCAACAAGGUGAUAAUGUGAUUACCCGUGUCUCUAACGAGAAUAUGUACGGCCUCGACCCCCUGCAAGGCCAAGAGCUAUUCAGGAAAGUUGAAGAUGCUCUGAACGGUGGACAAUUCAUGUGGGAUGUGCAGCAUAAACCUGAUGUCUUCUUGAAUAGACUGAUUUUGCCUAAAGGUCGCGUCGGUGGCAUGCCUUUCGUCCUGAUGGUUUACAUCUCCGAAUAUAGGGCGCCCAACGUAGUCUAUGGCACCGGUUUCGAUCCUGUGUCCUCCCUUGGACUCGGUACCGGAGCGAGACGUCUCACAGCCGACCCUCUUGGUUUCCCGGUAGACAGACCUCUGCACUUAUGGCAGGUCACAGGAAUACAGAACAUCUUUUUCCAGGACGUUGUCAUUCACCACAAACAUACGCCAGAAAUUCCUAUCCAUCCAUUCUAGAAUCUUAAUGAUGAUUCAGAUUCUUAUGUAACAAUACCUUUUUUUUUAACUGCCACAGAUGGUAAUUCUAAGUUUUUUAUUACGUAUACAGUCAGGGUGACAAAAUACUAAUUGACGUUAUAAUGUAUGUACGAAUUUUCUAUUUUAUGUUUAUUGUUUUCUUUGUUGUUCAUUCGACAUAUGUACCAAAGCACAUUAUAAAGUACUUACAUAGGAUAAUGUGUUCCUUUUUUGUAGUAUAGUUUAAUAUUUGUUAAAGGAUCAAAUUAGCUAAUUAUAUCCUUCGCGGCAAUGACUACUGUCUCCUUAGAAGUUCUUCGUAAAAGUUAAAGAAAACGUCUAUCAUAAGCUCUUAUUGACCGAAAAAUACGUUAUGAAUUGAAGUAUGUAUUAUAAUAUUGUAUAAGCUAUCUUCUAGAUAUAUUUUACAGUAGAACCUUUGAUAUUAUAUGCAUGUUCUAUUAAUAUGAUGUAUGUCCAUUAUAUAUAUUUUUUAAUGUCUUUUACUAAGACCUCAAUCUUUAUAGAAUAUUUUUUUACAGAAUAAGCCUAGAGAAAGUGUAUCUAUAAUAAUAAAUAAAUCAUAUUGUUCAGCUGAAUCAAAAGUCUUAAGAGCUAUUGAUAUAUG
Amyelois transitella is the source of this 2826-nucleotide messenger RNA. RefSeq names its product acidic juvenile hormone-suppressible protein 1. The record is from RefSeq and is a predicted model, not a curated record. NCBI's taxonomy places the organism in Eukaryota, Metazoa, Arthropoda, Insecta, Lepidoptera, Pyralidae. The coding region runs from base 72 to 2198 and encodes 708 amino acids. The transcript is spliced from 8 exons.